Messenger RNA from Pollicipes pollicipes, 2429 nucleotides. Its product is annotated as zinc finger protein ubi-d4. Gene Ontology annotation, cellular component: nBAF complex. The transcript has 10 exons. The record is from RefSeq and is a predicted model, not a curated record. Bases 136 to 1509 code for a protein of 457 amino acids. Lineage: Eukaryota; Metazoa; Arthropoda; Thecostraca; Pollicipedomorpha; Pollicipedidae. Gene Ontology annotation, biological process: nervous system development.
UCUGUCGGGGCGGGCGGUUGGUGGGUGAAGCGAGACAAUACGACGUUUAGCGCGUCGCAAACGUGUGGAGUCUACAGAACUUGGGCACUUAUUUCUGGAUUUGGUUUUGAACAUUGUUUUCAUAGCCGAGCAAAUAUGUCAACUAUGGGCUGCGAAGCGCAAGCUGUGGAACCCCCGGCGGCGGCGUUCGGGCCUGCAAAUGCGAAUGCGUUGGAACAAUUAGAAAGCAUUCUUGCCUCACCUCAAUACAUGGAAAUGAUGGAGAGCUGCAAGAACUUUAACAAAAGGCUUCUGGUGGAAAGGAAAGGGCGCGUACCAUUUAUUGAUGCACAUACUGGCCUGGCCCAGAGCGACUGCCGACUCUGGAUGCAGCAGCGGCACCGAAUGCCCGGCGUGAAGCCAGGCCAGGUGUACACGUACCCGGCCAAGCGCUGGAUCAAGCGCCGCCGCCAGUAUCUCAACUUUUUCAUGCAGCCCAAGAAGUUCGGCCUGGAGGAGUGCGAGCUGGCCAUCGCAGCUGUUCAGAACCCCACCUUCAACGAGGACAGCAGCGCCAGCCUCAACGAUGGCUCCAAGGAUGGGUGGUAUUUCGAGGACGCCGAGAUUGACCGGGAUGACUUCGAGGAGAACUCGGACGCGUCCGACUAUGACUUUGACGAUCGUUAUCGUAAGAAGAAGAAGUCUGCAUCAUCUCAAAAGCGCUCUUCAGGCCGGAGCAGUAGCAGCCGGCGACGUGCCGCCGACCCGGACGAGGAGGCCAAGAAGCCGUGGGCGUGCGAGCUGUGCGCGGCUCGCUAUAAGACGCGGCCGGGGCUCACCUACCACUAUGCGCAUUCGCACAAGGAGGAACGACGCCAAGAGCAGCGCGCCGAGCCCGGCUACGAGCCGCCGCCGUCAGCGCCUGACCAGGACGCUGCCGCCGACGGGGCCUGUGGUGCCGAGCUCUUGUGUGCCGUGUGGGCGUGGGCCCGAUGUGGUCCCUGUGUGGUCCCGGCGCGGUCCCGGUGUGAACCGGACGCGCGCGCGGUGCGGUGCGGCGGUGUUGCUGUACCAGCUGGCUGUCUCUUGCAGAAGCCAGAGCUGGCGCCCGCCGCCACCGCUGUGGGAGGACAACCCCCGCCGGAAAAGAAGCGCUCGACUCCGUCGCUGUACUGUGACUUCUGUUUGGGCGACGCCACGCUCAACAAGAAAAGCGGCGCGCCCGAGGAGCUCGUCUCGUGCUCCGACUGCGGACGGUCAGGCCACCCGUCCUGCCUGCAGUUCACCGACAACAUGGUGAUCUCGGUGAAGAAGUACCGCUGGCAGUGCAUCGAGUGCAAGUGUUGCUCCCUCUGCGGUACCUCCGACAACGACGACCAGCUGCUGUUCUGCGACGACUGCGACCGCGGCUACCACAUGUACUGCCUGUCGCCGCCGCUGACGGCGCCGCCAGAGGGCUCCUGGAGCUGCCACCUCUGCAUGCUCGAGUUCCACUCGGGCGGACAGCCGGCCGCGCCGCCCGCCCAGUGAGCGGGCGCUGGAGCCGGCGUACAGAACCGGGCGCUGAAGCCGGCGUCCAGGGUCGGGCGCUGGAGCCGGCGUCCAGGCCAGGCGCUGGAGCUGGUGUCCAGGGCCUGUCGCUGGGCUGCGCCUUGAGCCGUUGAGGGAUAUCCAGGAAUGGGUGUAUGGCAUCUACACACUAAGGGAUGGCUCUGGGGGCUUACCUCAGCUCGAGCUGCUGAAGCCGGGCUCGUGGGGCUCGCCCCAGAUGUGGAGCAUGCCCGCCCUUUGGAACUGGCGCUGCUGGGGCGGCCUCUGCGGCUGCCAGCGCCGCCUCGGCCUCCCUGGGGCUGCUGGCGUGGCGCUCUGCCGCCGAGCGGGUGGGUCUCGGCGGUGUGCAGUCCGUGGCCGCGUUAUCUCGGAGGACCGAGUGUGGGCCAACCAGCACCCAAUGGUGGCAGGUGGAAGACUGCCAGCUGCAGUCGGGCGGUGAAGCCACGAAACUGCCAAGGAUGGAGAAUGUGGAUCCUGCUUCUUCUAUGGUGCUGCACCCUGGUGGACACUGAUCUCCUGCUGAUGUGCUGAGAUGCGCUAGGAGACGGCCUGAGGUGCGCACCCAUAAGGUGCAAGCACACAACGCGGUGCUGUGAGCUGCGCGUUGGGCUGAAGGUCGACUGGAUCAACUUCGCGUUUCAUCCAUGAUUUUGGCAGGCUGUCCGUUUGUGGGGUGUGGAUGUGUGGUUGCUGCUGUUGUUUACCAGUCAGAUAGUCCUGUUUUUUCAACACUCCAUGUUCAUGUAAUGUGCAUGUUUCUCAGUAGUGGUAGUUUGCAAAUGACUCUUUGUUAGAUUGUGUGGGCCGUGCAUCGGUACAGGCCGCAGAAUAUUCUCUGAAAUAUUGGCGUUAUUGCGUCAAAGUAUACUGAGAAUACAUUUGGUGGUAGAUUUAAA